AUGAAGAGACCUUUGCUAUCAAAAUUUUGCUUAACGAGCGUUUUUGCAGGCGUAGUAUUGUUUUCGAUGUGCUACUUUAUCCUUCAAGAAGAAAUUCGCAACAAAGCGUUUGAAGCGUCCCGAAAAGCUCGGAUGUCAAUAUCCAAGUAUUCUCACACAUUAUUACAACAUGCCUCACGAGGAGCAUGGUCACGUCGAAAUUCACCAUUGCUGGAUGCCUCACCAGAAAGUGCAUUUGAACGAUUACGGAAACGACGUCAAUCGGCGCCUGUGCUUACGCUUACCGUACCCACGGAGACUUCCCGGGAAGUGUAG
Messenger RNA from Strongylus vulgaris, 315 nucleotides. NCBI's taxonomy places the organism in Eukaryota, Metazoa, Nematoda, Chromadorea, Rhabditida, Strongylidae. The record is from the annotation of a GenBank genome assembly.